Molecule: messenger RNA, 1212 nt
Organism: Theileria orientalis strain Shintoku
Lineage: Eukaryota; Apicomplexa; Aconoidasida; Piroplasmida; Theileriidae
Exons: 1
Coding region: 1-1212 (403 amino acids)
Source: RefSeq, a predicted model, not a curated record
AUGAAGUGCUCCUCUCCCAGUAAAAUUGAUAGGGUGACUCAUCACAAUUUUGUAUCAUCUCUGAGAACGUGGUGUAAUGCUGAUACUGACUUAAUUCCAAGUGACACUGACCUCAAGCUCGCCUGGAUUAAUCAAAUUUCUGAGAGGCUGCUCGUAGGAGCCAAGGUUGACUUGACGAAGGUUGUGUCUUUGGACGGACUCAGCAGGGUCGAGGUCGACUUUUUGAAGCUGGCAGUGCCAAACUUGGCUUAUUUUGCCAAGUCUCCGCAUUCGACCACUACCAACGAAGCCUCCUUACUGCUUCUUCAGAGCUGGGACGGCGUCCCAAUCUCACUAUCUGACUCGGAUAGUGCUGUCGCCAGCAUUCUCAUAAACAAGUUAAAGUUCAAAAACAUAAUUCUGAAGCUUUUGACCAACGCUUCCAAUGACAAGAGGAUAACGAGGAUGCGAUCUUUCAUCGUAAAUCCCACUGAAAUGGACCUUUCAAGAUCAACUUCGUCUGAUGACGACGAAAUCUCACCGUCCAAUACCUCCAACGGCGUCGACUCCCCUCAGUGUUCUCACCCUAACCAGUGUAAGGAAUGCAACCACUGCCACGAGUGCUGUCAUUGUAAGGACUGUAGCUGUUCUGGUCACACCAGUUGUUGCAACGACUGUAAAGCUUGUGAUCAUUGUAUUCACUGCAAUAACUGUGAUCAUUGUAAAGCUUGUAUUCACAGCAAUUGCUCUAACAAUUGUGAUCUUUGCAAUGAUUGCCUUAAUGGUAGUCUCUGUAGCCACUGCAAAGAUGGAAAUCAUGGUUGUCAUUGCAAUGAUUGCCUUAAUGGUAGUCUCUGUAGCCACUGCAAAGAUGGAAAUCAUGGCUGUCAUUGCACUCACUGUGAACACAAUCCUCGAAAUGCUAGUCUACACAAUUCACCUCAAAGUAACCCACUCUCGCCCACUCCACUCGCAGCUCAAGCUGGUUCUUCAUCACCUCAACACAAUGUUGAGUUCCAGGGCAUGUUCAACAGGAGAAGGGUGCCCAAACUCCACAUUGAGUACGUCGAGCCAACUCCAGACCUCCUUUCAUCCAACUACGUCUGCUUCAAGAGCAGAUCCCCUCGUAGAUAUUAUCAUCACAGCUGUUUUUCCGAGGACUCUAAGGACACCAAAUGGGCUGAAUCUCUUAGGGGUGGAUUCAUUCCCUCUCACUUUCGCUUCAAUUCCUGA